Molecule: messenger RNA, 1266 nt
Organism: Capronia epimyces CBS 606.96
Lineage: Eukaryota; Fungi; Ascomycota; Eurotiomycetes; Chaetothyriales; Herpotrichiellaceae
Exons: 1
Coding region: 1-1266 (421 amino acids)
Cellular component (GO): COP9 signalosome; cytosol
Source: RefSeq, a predicted model, not a curated record
AUGGCCUCUCCAGAAUUCGCAGCAGCUCUGGAGUCGGUUGCAGAUAGUUCCUCCGGCGUCAAGACCCGAACGUACAAUGACCUACUCUCUCAACUUAGCAACCAUCCACCCGCUUCCCCUCAACAGCAUGCCGCAGAGCUCAUUGCCUACGUCGAUGCGAUCCUCUCCUCAUCACUGGGUAUUAUCACCGUCCGGCCGCUCCUGGCCAGCGUCAUCAAAUCUCUCGGUUCCGCUCCCUCGGAAGUCAAAGUUAAGGUAGGCUCACAUAUCGCCGAAGCAUUACAUUCCCAAUUAGCUUCGUACGAGGAGCAGGAUGCGGAGGUCAGACAGAUACUAGCAGACGGUUUCGAAGUGGAGGAGGAGUACACUGCGGCCGCAAAGGCGCUACAAGGUAUUCACCUCGACACAACCCAGCGCCAAGUGUCGGAUCGGUCGAAGGUCGAGACGUGGAUUCGGAUCGUGAGAUACUACUUGGAAGAUGACGACACUGUUGCAGCGGAGACAGCGUUGAACAAGAUUAAAAAUUCCGCCCCGGCGGCCCAAGUCUUGAAGGAGGCACCUGAUUUGAGGUUGCACUAUCAGUUGUCCCAGGCCCGGAUUCUGGACUCUCGCCGAGACUUUCUGACCGCCUCUGCGGAAUAUCUAAAUGUGUCCUUCAAUUCCAUGAUUGAUGACGAAGAGCGCCGACGAGCAUUAUCCGCUGCCAUCAAGACGGCGAUUCUUGCUCCAGCUGGUCCGCAGCGAAGUCGUAUGCUCGCUAAGUUGUACAAGGAUGAGAGGUCGCCCGAGACAGAGGAAUAUGGGAUCCUGGAGAACAUGUUCCUGGACCGGUUGCUGUCACCAGCGGAAGUUGAAGCAUUCGCGUCGACAUUGGCACCUCAUCAACUCGCCAAGACGGCAGAUGGCAGUACCGUCCUGAGCAAGGCCGUCAUUGAACACAACCUGCUGGCCGCCAGCCGAUUGUACGAGAACAUAACCACGGCGGCUUUGGGUCAGAUACUGGGUCUUACAGACGGUAAAGACGAAACGGCCGCAGAAAAAGCGGAGGACUAUGCGGCGAGAAUGGUGGAACAGGGUAGACUACGAGGCGAGAUCGACCAGAUUGCAGGCGUUAUUGUGUUUGAGACCAUUCCGGACGUCGAGUUGCAUGGCCCUGUUCGGGAUCUCCGAGCGUGGGAUUACGCUGUCCAAGGGUUGGUGGAAGAUGUGGAACGGUGUGCUGCCGCUCUAGGUGAAAGCUUUCCGGUAAGUGGGUGCGAGUACUGA